Messenger RNA from Camellia sinensis, 1107 nucleotides. NCBI's taxonomy places the organism in Eukaryota, Viridiplantae, Streptophyta, Magnoliopsida, Ericales, Theaceae. The record is from RefSeq and is a predicted model, not a curated record.
AUGACUAUUCGACUUUUUGCUGCGUGUCUAUGUCUCCCUCGUCUGUCCUCAGCUCCUCUGUCGCUCUCUAUCUUCCGCUGUGUCUUUGUCUCCUCUGUCACUCCUCGUCUAUCUUCCGCUGUGUCUCUGUCUGUGUCUCAAUCUUCGGUUUAUGAGAGAAGAUUAGAAAUUAAUGAUCAAGCAGGGAUUGGGGUGUCUAGGAACUUUCAUUCAAUGGUUGUUGAAGCAGGGGGAUACGAGUCAUUGACAUUUGACGAGCGAGAUGCAAGAAAUUAUAUUGAGAGAGCUAGAAGAUUGAGGCUUAGGGAAGGUGAUGCCGAAUCACUUCAAAGUAAUUUUAUAAGGAUGCAAGCACAUAGUGGGAGAAACUUGUUUUGGGCUGAUGCUAGGAGUCGGGCGACUUAUGAAGCAUUUGGAGAUGUCGUUUCAUUUGACACAACUUAUUUGACAAACAAAUAUGACAUGCCAUUUGCUCCAUUUGUCGGAGUUAAUCACCAUGGUCAGUCCAUUUUGCUUGGUUGUGGAUUGUUGUCUAGUGAAGACACUAACACAUUUGUUUGGCUAUUCAAGUCAUGGUUAAGUUGCAUGUCAAAUCAUCCGCCAAAAGCUAUCAUAACUGAUCAGUGUAGAGCUAUGCAAAAUGCUAUAAAAAUUGUGUUUCCACAAGCUCGACAUCAGUGGUGCUUAUGGCAUAUCAUGAAGAAAAUUCCAGAGAAGUUGAAAGGAUAUGCUCAAUAUGAAGCCAUAAAGUUGGCUAUGCAAAAUGCAGUUUAUGACUGUUUGACAAGAGCUGAAUUUGAGAGUAAAUGGGAAGAGAUGCUUGCAACAUUCAAUCUUUAUGAUAAUGAGUGGUUGGGGGUACUAUAUGAUGAGCGAAAUCGAUGGGUACCUGUCUAUGUUAAAGACAUUUUUUGGGCUGGCAUGUCAACUACACAACGAAGUGAAAGUAUGAAUGCGUUUUUUGAUGGAUAUGUAAAUCCAAAAACUACAUUGAAGCAAUUCGUUGAACAAUAUGACAAUGCCUUGAGAAAUAAGGUAGAGAAAGAGAAGAAAGCAGACUUCAAGUCUCGACACAAAUUGUUUGUGGAUGAGGGGCAAGAGUCCUAG